AUGGCCAAAUCCACUUUCUUCGUUUCUCUUAACCUCUGUUUCCUCUUCUCUGUGGUCACCGCCACAUACUAUCAAAGUCUAACACCAACACUGAUGGGUUUCCGCGAGGACAAGUUCACCCACCUUCACUUCUUCUUCCACGACGUUGUCACGGGCCCCAACCCUAGCAUGGUCAUUGUGGCCGAGCCCAACGGAAAAGCCAAGGACGCUCUUCCCUUCGGAACCGUUGUGGCCAUGGACGACCCGCUCACCGCCGGACCCGAACCCGACUCCAAGCUGGUGGGGAAGGCGCAGGGGAUUUACACUUCUAUUUCGCAGGCGGAGAUGGGGCUGAUGAUGGUGAUGACCAUGGCCUUCACCGACGGAGAAUUCAACGGCAGCACCAUCAGCGUCUUGGCCAGAAACAUGAUCAUGAGCGAGCCUGUGAGGGAAAUGGCCAUUGUUGGUGGCACAGGGGCUUUUCGCUUCGCACGUGGCUACGCUCAGGCCAAGUUUCACUCGGUCGAUUUCUCCAAAGGCGAUGCCAUCGUUGAAUACGACGUCUUCGUCAACCAUUAUUGA
Molecule: messenger RNA, 561 nt
Organism: Sphenostylis stenocarpa
Lineage: Eukaryota; Viridiplantae; Streptophyta; Magnoliopsida; Fabales; Fabaceae
Source: the annotation of a GenBank genome assembly